Messenger RNA from Paramuricea clavata, 11562 nucleotides. The record is from the annotation of a GenBank genome assembly. Lineage: Eukaryota; Metazoa; Cnidaria; Anthozoa; Malacalcyonacea; Plexauridae.
CUUAGCCUGGAGCGGAAACUGAUGCUUUGGUUGAUUUAAUGGCCCCGUCAUCUGUCAGACGACGAUAAGAGUGAAAAGAUACGAGAUAAAAGCGCGCGGCUGAAUUAGAUAAGAUUAUAGUGUUAUACUAUAGACGUGCGCGCAUCGAAUUGGAUCGAAUCCCGUGCUAUAUAAUAUUGCUUUGUUCACUGUGAGAGAUUGCAGAGCAUUCUAUUGAAAGGUUGUGCUUAGUUUGUAAGUUUGUUCAAGUCUUGCUGGAAUACGUGGAUUAAAUCGACAAGGUAUAUUUAUUAUUACAUAGUUGAUAUGUGCGCGCAUAUUUGAAUUUGUACACUGUGAAGUCUUACAGUGAAUUCUAUUGAAAAGGUUGUGUUCAGUUCAAUCGUAGCGUUUUGCUAAGGUUGUAUGCCUUGGUGCAUACAUCCGGACAAAAGUAUUUGACAGUAUUGGUUUGUUUACUGCGAGAGAUCUGCAAACCUCUGUACUGGAAGGCAAUAUAUAGUAACAUAUACAGACAUGCAUGCGUUGAAUUGGGAAUCUGGGAUCAAAUCGGUGGUAGUGCACUUAUGGUUAUUUAUUGUUUACUGCAAGAAUUGUACAGAGCAAUAGGUUUUUCCUCGAAUAUCUUUUUCAGUUCAAUCUGGUGUUAUCGAAAUUUAAUUUGCCAUAAUCUACAAGAACAUUGUAUAAUAAUAUGGACCGAUUCGCUUGUUAUACAAUGUUGGGUUUGAUUACAUUGAAGUCUUUGAGAUUUGCGCGAACCGUAUCAAAAGAAGAGCCAUUUCGGAUAUUGCGUUCUUCAAUUCUCUAUACUAACAGUAGAACCGACUUCUUAGCAAAUUUCAUGGCUAUAAUCCUGAGGUUAUUGUAUAUUAGUUGAUCUUAGAUUAUUUGAUGCAGGAACUUUGCAAAAUAAAAUAUAAUGAUAUAGAGAGCCUUUGUGAGGUGUCAAGUAACAUUAUGUCGUCUGAUUUUAGCUCAAUCGCAGGCUUUCUCAUUAGGUAGGCCACAGCAGAUAAGGUAUAGAUAGGUAAUAUAGCAAACAUACACGCACGCAUUGAAUUUGAAUCAAUUCCCUGAUAAACACAUAUUUAAUGUUUUAUUACUGUGAGCAGUUCUCCAUUGGAGGACUUGUUUUCAAAGAUUGCGUUAUAUUAUUAGCGCAACUUUUGCCCAAGUACAGCUCAAGUACAUCUCAAGUACAGUAAGUGUUUGUUUAGCGGAAUAUGGUGUAUUGAGAGACGACGCGGAUAGAUUGGAUCAACCAUUUUGGAGAUGAUUGUAGCAGUCUCAUUUCAAUCUCUGAUUUAGAUAAUCCGAUGAGGUAAAAUAUAGAAAACGUGUUACGAUGUACGGCAUCGAACAUGGAUGGAAUUGGAAUCCAAUUCAUAUAUAUUGCUACAUUACUGUAUAAUAUUGAUUUUGUUACACGGAAACUGACGGAGUUCUGUUUUGGUACCGCAGACCCAGCUGCAUUUUCAAAGAUUGGGCAAUGCAAUUUAUAUUCUUUGAAUAGCUAUUGUAGUUUGGUCAAGAGAAAUCUCUAGUUUGUUUUGCUCGUGGAGUGCUACACAUCGAUAGAUAAACCAAUCUUUUAACAUCGUGUUCUUCCAUUUGCUAUUUCAGCUCAAGAAUCACCGCGCAAUAGAUAUGCAUGUUUUUGUAAUCUUGUCUUUGGUAUUGGUUGCAAGGCAAGUUGCCUCACAGAAUUGGAAUUACCAGCUGUCUUCGCAGAUGUAAGUAGUGUUUUAUUGCUUAUACCAUUACAUAAAACGUUCUUUGUACAUAAAAGCACAGUUUGUUGGAAGUGUGUGAAGUGCACCCCUAUUUAACUGCUGGUUUACACUGUCAAACAUUUCUUUGAAGAAAGCAGAGUUUGGUCAAAAUUUGUGAGAUGAUACUGUAUUUUCUUUGUAAUCGCACCAGACUGCCGUUCAUUCUCGAUGCUAUAUGCGGAUCUAGUAUUGGUGGCAUAUGCUAUAUUGGUAGGAUUUCAUCUUUGCAAUGGUCCCAAUUCCAAAAAUAUGGAGCUAUCUGAGUAUAUUAUUUUCAAUUGCGUACGUGAGUUAAAAUCUGCGCCAAACACUGCAUGGUGGUUUCUCCGGAACCCUCCUGUGGUAACAUGUACUUUCCUAAGCCUAAGGCAUGAAUCAUUAGGAAAAAUAGUUUAGAACUGGUAGAGCUUUCCAAUAUGAAUGUAAUUGGUGUAUUUUGCUCUUUCAAUUAAAUUUCAUGGUUUUGGUUAUUUGUCUAAUGAGCAAAUUGCUUCAAUUCUCUCAUGUCUUUUCACAACUUUAAUGGGUGAACGCCAAUUAAUCACACCUUAUAAUUUAAACUACCCACAGGGAGCCUGACAUUUAACGACGGAAAUCUUAUUGCUAUUGACCUUUUAACAGAUUUGCAAAUUUUGGUAUAGGACAACAGCUGGUGAAAAGAGUAAUAUAGUUAACCAUCCGUUCUAAACUGUUUACCCUAAAGGUCCAAUGGAGAGCCUAUCUUUCAUCGUUUCAAUUCCACUACAGGAGUAAAGUGAAUAUUAAAUUAAAUUAAUUUGUACUGGAUAUCUUCUCUAUCAGUUCUAAACUGUUCUCCCUAAAGCCAAGGCAUCUUAUUGUCCCAGUAAUGCUACACGAGAGGAAACCUCUUCUGACUCUGCUGGCAAGGCACCAAACAUGUACAAUUGUUAUUUUAGCAUGCAUCUAUUAAUCCAUCAUUCGUCAACUUGUUUUACGAAUUAUUCACCACCACACACUUGUCUACUGGCAGACUACUGCGAACGCAUUUAUUGCGUCUAAUUUUUUCCAUCUGUUUUGCUACCUGCUUUCGACCACCGAAAAUUUUAGAAUUAUGAGAAAUUUGAGGUUUGCGCACCGUACUUGGGGUUAUAGGUCAAGUGUUUGCGCAUAAUUUGCAAAUUGCGUUCAAAAGUAACAUCGCACAUAUCUUUAUUGUAGCAUAACGUGCGUGAUAUUUGCGCAUGAUAUGCUAAUUGUUUAUCACGUUUAGGUUUCGUCGUUAAUUAAGAAAACAUGCCGACACGAAAACAUAUGCGACCUUAGAUCUGUGUUGAAGGUAGUUUAUUAUUGGAAAACUGAUCACCAGCCCGAAUUAAUAAAUCAAAGAUGGAUUAUCACCAUCUGUCUGACGCAUAAUCCAUGUUUGUGUAACCACAAGACAAGCUAUCUAAAAAUAAGCUAGAAUAGCGUAAUCCAUAUGUGUAUAUCUGAUCAUUGGAACAAUUAUGCUUGAUGUUUUGAUUGUAAUUAUCGUAUGGUCAACGCGAUUCAUUGCUAUGGCGAAUCCCAAUGUCACCUUUAUUGUAUUUCGUCCGCUUUAUUAUUUUUUGUAAUUCAUUCUUGUCUGUAAUUUCUUGUAUUGUUUGCAAAUAAACUAAUCUAAAUUUAUUCACGUAACCAAAUUAUGAACAUUAAUUGGUUUGUUUCCAUCAAUGAUAUUUCAUCACAAUAUUUUCGCUUAGUAGCUUACAUUGCUGAUAUUUCUAUUAGACUAAAAGUUUUCUCUUUGACGAGUGUUCGUUCUCCUGUGAGUCCUGUACAAAAUAGAAGUUCUUCUUUCAAAAGUCGAACCGGUAUAAACACCAUUUUUUGAAUAAUACGCGUUUUAGUCCAACUUAUAGAAGAAUCAAGGUUUGUAAGGUCUGUUUGAAUUUUCGCCAUUUCAUAUGGUGUCGCAUACUAUUCCCAUUAGGUUUGACACUGGUUUGUUUGCGUCGAAUUAAAAGAUUUUUACAAGUCUAUAUUGUUUCAGACUCCUUCGCAUUUCGCCAUAGUAGGCCUGAUAUGAAAUGUAACGUUUUGACAUGCAAAAUAUGAAGUUUGAAAUAUACCGGCUUUUCUAUAUCUGGAUAAGAUGCUAGUCAUUUAAAUCAGAUUUACGUGUCAAGCGAUGCCGCCGGAAGCGCGAUAUAAGCAACUCCUGGGUGGAGAAAGUAUUUAUUUAGCUUUGGAUACGCAUUUACAGAGUGAGAAAAAUAGCCAACAAUGCCUUUUCAUUACAAUGCGGAAUUACAAUAACAACGUGAAAUUUAUAUUUUGUUACUUUGUUACCGAGCCCAUUUAAUGGGAGCGGCAGUAUACUGUGUGGAUCUUAACGAAAUCUCAUGACAAUGUUGAUGUGUUAAAAAAAUUAUGUUAUCUUUUAUUAAAAAAAUGAUUUUACCUUCAACAAUUUAUUUGGUUUUGUGAUUUUUUUUAACGUAUUGCGCAGUGAUGUUAAGUUUUUGUAUUAAAACGUCGUCACCUUCGUGGUAAAAUGUCUACCAACUGUACACUUCAUUGCGCUCACCAUAUUUUCAUAAAGCAACCCCUGCUCUGUGUUUGACGCAUAUUCUGCAACCUUGUGACGUGGGAUGGCAACGUGACGACGACGGACCUAUUUAAUAAAAUGAACUAAAUUCAUAGUAUUUAAGAAAACAGAUGAAUAAUUAAUGUACACGGCACGGGGGUUUUUGGACGUCGUUCUCGCUCUGUUUUCUACAACGGUUGCCACCAGAUGUUCACGUCUUGUGUACAAUGCCUGCAUUUCAAGCCACGAGAAGUGAUACUCAACUUGUCCAAAAAUGCCGAUCUAAUUUAAAUCACAAAUUUUCCAUUUCUAAAAAAGAGCCACCUUAACAUCGUGUGAUUGAUAACACACAACAAUUUUUUUUUACAACAAUUUAUUUGAAUGAGUUUGUUCUGGCCACGUCAUCACGUUGCAUCCUAGGUCGCAAGGUCUGUAUUUAAACGUGAAGGAGCUGAGAUUUAGGAUGAACACAGAAUAUAUGGCGGGGAGGGGGUGAGAUGUAUUCUCUCUUGCGGUAUAAGUUAAAAAACAAUAGUUUCGGAAAACCCAUUUCCUGCUCAUUCUGCUCUGAAUUGAAGAACCUCAGGACUGAAAAUUGCUGCACAAAUUAAUAAGCGGUCAAAAAACAUACUUCAUUGGCAUUGCACCAGACUCCAGAGUAAAGUCGUUCACUGUGUUCCAACAUUGCAUGAUGCAAGUAGCAUAUAGUUUUUAAUCUUUUAAGGGGUUAGUCCCCUGCCAGUGUGAUGUGUAUAGAACAAGCUUUAUCCUAAAAUAGUCUCUGACGUGUUGCACUGCAUGGUAAUAUCCAAAACCUUAUCUCUCUGACUUUUAUUUGAUCGAUGACAUUAUGACAUGAGAAAAAGCUUCAUGCCAACAUAACUGAUAAAUGAUAACCAGGUUUUGAUAAAUGCUUUGGAUAAAUAGAACAGUUUUGUGAUAACAGUAAACGGAAAUUAUUUUAGUAUAAACUUUCAUCCACCCUGGCAUUAAAAACGUAAACAAGACUAGAGUCUUGUUGUAUUAUCCCGACAACUAAGAGGCUUCACUAAGCGAGAAUCAUCUCUGAAUUUAUUUUAUCUUUUUGUUCAAGUUCAUACAAACUUGUACAUGGUGAAGACAAGGAAUUUUUGCAGUAAAUUGAGCAAUAUUAUAAUUCAAUAUUGAAUAAUGUUAUAAUUAUAAUCAGUCAACCGUACUUAUACAGGUAUAAUGUAGGGUGUAUAAGAAAACUAGACCUUUAGAAAUCAAGCUACUGACUGUUGUUAAGCACAAGAUUUUACGCUCCUGGGGCUGGGUUUUUAAAAUAGCUUCUAAUCAUAUGAAAGAAUGUACGGACGAACACAUGCAGAAUGUACGGACGGGGAGGAGGGUAAGAUGCAUUCUCUUCCGGUAUAAUAAAAAAAAAAUAGGUUCGGAAAACUCAUUUCCUGCUCAGUCAUUCUGCCCUGAACUGAAGGAUCUAGACUGAAAAUUGCUGCAUAAAUUAAUAAGCGGUCAAAAAGACAUACUUCAUUAACAUACAGGGUGUCCCAAAAAACCCCAAAACUAUUGAAAUGACGUAUUGUUAGAAUUUGAAUGCCUCAACACUCUGCUGAAUCCACAAGUGCAUAAAAGCUUGACAUAAGUAAAUAUUAUGCAUAAAGAAACUGUUUAAGAAGCUGCUUUAAAUUUCCAAGAGCAGAAAAUCGUGCGCUUUAUACAAAGAUAUUUUAAUUUCUUAACAAUUUUAAUUGCGUUCAGCUUAGUGCUAGGGCAUGCAAAUUCUAACAAUACGUUAUUUCAAUAGUUUUGGUUUUUUUUGGGACACCCUAUACUGGAUGCAUUGACCAUUGUCUUUUCAUUGUUUCUGAAAUCCCACUUUUCUCAUGCACGCCAUCCAAUCACAGUCCAUUUGAAGCGUAUCAUAACGUACCGUAUAAUUGCCUUUUCCCAAAAAAACCAAAACUAUUGAAAUAACGUAUUGUUAUAAUUUGAAUGCCCUAGCACUAAGCUGAACGCAAAGAUGCGUAUAUUAGGGUGCAUAUAUUAUAAAUAUUAAUUUAUUAAGAAAUUAAACUAUCUUUGUAAAGCCCACGAUUUUCUGCAUGAAAUUUACUUAUGUCAAGCUUUUAUGCAGCAGAGUGCUGAGGCAUUCAAAUUCUAACAAUACGUUAUUUCAAUAGUUUUGGGGGUUUGGGGACACCUUGUACUGUACAGGGUGUCCCAAAAAAACCGAAAACUAUUGAAAUCACUUAUUGUUAAAUUUGAAUGCCCCACCAAACAGCUGGACGUAAUGAUGCGUAAAAUAUUGACAAGGUGCAUGUAUUAGAAUUUAGUUAGGACGAUCUCCUGGUAAAGUGCGCGAUUUUCUGCUCCUGGGAAUUAAAAACAGCUUCUUAAACAGUUUAUUUAUGCAUAAAAUUUACUUAUGUCAAUCAUUUAUGCACUCGUGGGAACCAACAGAGCGCUAAGGCAUUCAAAUUCUAACAAUUAAAUUGUUAUUGGUGAUUUCAAUACUUUUCGGGUUUUUUUGGGACACCCUGUACAUGAUCACUUAUUGUUAAAAUUUGAAUGCUCUACCAAAAAGCUGAAUGUAAUGAUGCGUGAAAUAUUGGCAAGGUGCAUGUAUUAAAAUUUAGUUAAGAACAUCUCCUUGUAAAGUGCGCGAUUUUCUGCUCUUGGGAAUUUAAAGCAGCUUCUUAAAUAGUUUCUUUAUGCAUAAAAUUUACUUAUGUCAAUCAUUUAUGCACUCGUGGGAACCAACAGAGUGCUAAAAAUUAAAUUGUAAUUGGUGAUUUCAAUAGUUCAGGGACACCCUGUAGAAUUGCCUUUUUGGAACAAAGAAAUACCGGCCACGUUUCAGUAUCGGUACGAUACGUUUGAAGUGGAAAACGGCCUUAAAACUCUUUUGCUUUGUAGGCCAAAUGUGUGUUCUUUCCAGCGACGAUUUGUGACUUAUGAAAGGCAACCAGAGAGAAAAGCGAUCACGAAGAAUGUACGAGUAUUACAACCAGGCUGUCUUAGACCACGGGAGCUGUGUUAUACUUCACAGUUGCGGUGAGUCUUUAUAAGAUGUGAUAUAGUGGCGCUGCCUGGCUUUAUGUUUUUAACGAAUUAUCCGUCUGGACAUGAAUGGUUUGUUAUGUACUAUAUUUAACAAUUAACAUUUUGUCCUGGAUAGUUCUAUCGCGUCUAGUGAAUAUCUGUUCGGUGCUGUUCUGUCCUAUUUUCAAGCUAAAACAUACAGGUGUAUCACGCUUUAUUUGCCUCUUAAAAGCACCUAUUUGCCCUCAUCUAAACUACACUCUGUCUACAGUAUAUACUCCUGAGUACGUCUACAGUAUAUACUCCUGAGUACAGUAGUUCUAUCUGAACUGUGCCUUUAUAUAUUUGUCUGUAAUGAUUUGUAUUUACUGCCGAAGCAAACUUUAGCUAAUCUAGUCUAGGUCUAGUGCUUUAUUAUUUGAGGGUCUUGUAAACGGAAAUUAUCAAGUGGAAGUUUAUAUACAUUUAUGAGUGGAAAUUUAUAUACAUUUGUUACAUUUGUUGGGUCUAUAAUAAAUGUAUAUCAAUUUCCACUUGAUAAUUUCCAUCUACAACACACUUCGACUAUUAUUCAAUCAAGUGAGAUACCAACAAAAAUUUGCUUUAUUAUCCUGUCAAAUAUCCAUAUGUCUUCGUAAUGUUUUUCAGUACUUUCUACUACACGAUGUACCGUAAUCAACCGAAGAUUGAAUUUCGAACAGAAUACCAAUGUUGUCAGGGCUGGUCCCAGUACCCUCGGCGAUCCGGCUGCUCCUUGAGUAAGUGAUGUACAUGAGGUGUUGUAAUCCGCAUAUACAAAAUUCCUCCGAUUUUCUCAAUUAAAAUCAUUUCGUUUUCGAUACAACUGUUGAAAUUCUUACGCUUCAACAAGCUAUACUGUGUAUAACAUUCGUAUCCGUGGAGGGCCGUACGCAGGAUUCACCAGGGGAGGGGUGAGGUUGCAGUAAUACCUAUAUGCUGAAAUAAGUGAUCGGAAUAAUGUCAAUGGAUUCAAAGUCACAUCAACUAGAUGCAUGCUUAUGACCGCGCAUGGAGAAUCAUUCAUUCCAAUUCGCAAGAUUAUAAGUGCCUGCAUUCGGCUUAUAUUAAUAUUUUAUAAUAAUAAUAUUAAUAUUCUAUAAUUUUACAAAAUUAACAAGGUAAAUUUUCAUCCAUGUUGUAUGAGACAUAGAACCUCUCUAUGUCUGAUAAAACACGGCCGCUGAUGCUGUAUAUAAUUACAUAAAAUAAAGUAUCAACUCCAGUAAUUUCCAUUUAUAACUCCAGAAACAUUUUUACAACUCGGAGAGAGUGGUAACAAAUCCAAUUUAGACUAAUCCAUGUCAAUAGGUGUUAGCAAUAAUGCAAAACUUAUUCCUUGUGGUAUGUCUGGAGAGCCAUAGAGAUUAUAAAUAAUACUAGAGGAGGCAUUGUAAUCUUAAUUCAGUUAAAAAAAUGGAACGCAGCUAUUGGGGGGGGAAAUUCAAGUCCCGGAUGUGUAUUCACGUUCCCAUUGGUGACGAGUUUCAAAUCAGCCAAUGAGAGCACGAUUUCAUAUCCGGGACUUGAAUUUGCCCCCCAUUAGCUGCGUUCCCAAUUUUUAACCUCGAUGCCUCCUCUAUUCUCCUCUAGUGUUAUUUAUAAUCUCUAUGUGGAGAGCAAGCUGAUGGGUAAGAAUACGGUGCUCAACUGAUGAGGCGUUGGACACCAAAACAUGGAUGUCUGCAGAAGUACAAUUUACAUUCCUUCACUUUAUAUUAGUGUUGUUGAGUCUUCUGAGAAGCUAAUGGAGUGCCUAAAUUCGCAUCACCUGCAAGUCCUGAUAAACUUGUGCCAUGCUGACAUGAUGAUAUGUGGGCAAUCAGCUCUGCAUCAUCAAAUACCGAUCUGAAUCUCGAUAUUAUAGAUAGGAACAUUAAUCUCUCCAACCACAUCUUCAAAAAGUCUGACAUUGUUGAUAUUUAUCUUCUAGGUUCAUGUACCGUACGUCCAUGUUUGCGCGGUGGAAGAUGUACCGGAAGUGCGACAGGAUGCCGUUGUCCCAGGGGAUUUCAGGGAUCACAGUGUCAAUAUGGUAAGCUUGCUACUUGAAUGGGAAGGGGCUUGAAAAAUGAAUUAGUUAAACACAGAAAUCUUACUUGAUAGGACAGCAUGAAUGUAUACAAUUUUCGAUCUGAUUUGGUACAGCUGCAAAAAAUGCAACUGUAAGAAUAGAACUUAAGCCACUGAGCUACAGAGUUCAUAUACAGAUAACCAGUUGCCGAGCAUUAACCACACGAUUUUGGACAUCUCGCUCGAUGAUUCAGUUCUACAAGGUUUAAAUGUAACUAUAUUAAAAAAAAUUAAAUUUAUUAAAAUUAUAUAUUGUUUUGAUUCUUCAGAUAUGGACGAGUGUAAGACACAAAAUGGUGGAUGCGAGCACAACUGCUGUAACACUGUUGGCGGGUAUUACUGUACUUGUAACGCUGGCUAUACAUUGCAGAGUGAUAAGAAAAAUUGUUUAGGUAAGAAAAUUGAUUAUUUAAGAAAGUUAGGAUAGGUGUUGUCAGGAUGUAGAAAGAAAAAGGUGAUAAAACUGCGAUAGAGAACGUCGAAUUUCUGGAAAUAAUUGAACAUAGUAGUGUCGAAGGAAUACAAGAAAUGCAAAACAAUUUAGGAUGAAACUGUUGGGCGUAAAUAGUAGAGAACGAUGCCGAGGAAAGGAAGGAAAUAAGGAAGGAAAAGGUAAAUAAUUGUGGCCUCAUGGUUAGGAACAAUAGAACGAAUUGAGAAAGGAAUAUGGGAGUGAAGAAAGGAAGAAAAGAUGAAAGGAUAGAGGGAUGGAGGUUGAGAAGGAUGAUAGCAAGUAAAGAGGGAAUAUUGGGAUGAAGGAAGGAAAGAAGUAAGGGUGGGUGGGUGCCAAAGGAAGAAGGAAGAUGGAAGAAGAAAGGAGAGAUGGGGUAAAAAGAAAGGGGUACAAAGAAGAAAAAGGAGGAUUGAGGCAAGAAAAAGCCGAAGGAAGGGAUAGAUGGAAAUAAUGAAGGCAGGGGGGGGGGAAAGAAUGAUGAAGGGAAUGAAGAAACAAAAACAAGAGUGACUCAGCAUGUAAGGUAAUGUGGAAGAAUGUCAUAUAUGUAACGAAAGAGAAAAAGGAAGUAAAGAAAUGAUAUUGUCGAAUAAAGCAGGUUGUCACCACAUAAAAAAUACAUGAAAAAAUCGUGGUCGUACGAUUACUCUGCUCAAUUACAUUUCAUCCAAGUCUGGAUGGGCAGAUGUCACUUUGUUGUAUCAAAUGUACCAAGCUGCGUUGGCGAGGCGUUGGACGCAUAUCUGCAGGUCGUAUUAUAAUUAUGAAAAUGUAUAUAUGUUCUAUAUAGACACAAAUGAAUGUAAUAAUUCAAAUGGUGGAUGCAAUCACACUUGCUUAAACUUACCUGGUUCUUUUCAAUGUCGCUGCCCAAGUGGUUCAACACUGGCUGCUGAUAAAAAGACCUGUACAGGUAGCAAGAUUGUUCUAGUUGGUUUGAAACACAAGUAACUCACGAUUUUAUGAUGAAAAUUCUAAAGGAAUCGUACAACCUGUCCAUAUAUAUUACUAUAAAUAUUGGGUUCUUAAGGAAUACUGAAUAGAACACUGCGGUUUGCUAGUGUUGAUGAAUAAUGUUUUUGCGAUAUAAUGCCACUAUAUAUGACAUAUUGAUUGUGAGUAAUUUGAUAAGCUAGAGGACAUGGCUGUAGAACAACUGCCAAUUUGGGAAAAUAUAUAUGUAUUAAAUGGAUUGUCUCCCUUGUUGUUGCCACCCAAACAAAUUAGGAUGAUACUUAUGAGGUAGUUAAUUCUCAUUUAGGAGGAACCGCAUCUAGGAACUCUGGUCGAGGUGGAACCGGUGCAACAAUAAAUGGUGGUGUCAUAAGAGAACGUCCACAUCCGUACUAUCAACAAUCCCGUUUAUCCAAUAGCUGUAAUAACAGGAAUGGUGGGUGUGAGGAUAUCUGCAAGGAGACUUACUACGGAGUGAUGUGUGCUUGUAAGCCUGGAUAUUCCUUAGCACGUGACUUUGUGUCAUGCAAAGGUUUGUGGAUUGUAAUUGUAUUCAUGAGUUUUUCCAUGAGAUGAUAAAGGAAUAUAUUUUAUAUAAUAUUUUAUAAAAUAGCCUUUUAAAAACACGGGCGCUGAUUGGUCAAAAGCUCAAAAAACCCGUGUUUCUAUAACUCGAUAGAAACACGGGGAAUUUUCACGCGGGUUGCGUGGAUUGCGCGGGAGUUUAAAAG